This is a messenger RNA of Thalassophryne amazonica, 610 nucleotides long. Its product is annotated as putative nuclease HARBI1. Lineage: Eukaryota; Metazoa; Chordata; Actinopteri; Batrachoidiformes; Batrachoididae. The annotation marks the transcript as partial. The transcript has 2 exons. The record is from RefSeq and is a predicted model, not a curated record.
GAUGAUCCGUUUGAUAUUGGAGCACAAAUUGUGAGGGGCUCUCUUCGCAGGGCGAGGGCUUUUAAAGACCGCCAGAAUCCGCUGACAUACCCGGACGAUAUUCUCCAUGAAAGAUAUAGAUUCUCAGCCGAGGGAAUUCGUUAUCUUUGUCAGCUGAUCGGGCCAGACGUCUGUAACAUCACCCAUCGUAGCAAUGCCCUGACAAUCGAGCAGAUAAUGUGCCUUGCGCUUAGAUAUUUUGCCAGUGGAGAAUUUAUGUAUUCCAUCGGUGAUGCUGAACAUCUGAGCAAGAAUACUGUAUGUCGUAUGAUUCGCAAGGUAGUACUUGCUCUAUCUAAACUGUUGGAUGCAUUUGUCGUUUUCCCUGGCCAUUUAUCCACAAUGCAAAUCAAAGAAGGGUUUUAUGCAAUCGCAGGUUUCCCAAGAGUAAUAGGUGCCAUUGAUUGCAUGCAAAUCCCAAUCAGUGUACCCCUGGGAGAGCACGAGGGUGAUUAUGUCAAUCGCAAAUCUUUUCACAGUAUCAAUGUGCAGGUAUAGCCGUUCUAUUCGGCCUAUUUCAUAUACCCAUUAUCGUGUAGUCCACUCUAAGCUCACCUUCUUUUCACUUAUU